Molecule: messenger RNA, 673 nt
Organism: Octodon degus (degu)
Lineage: Eukaryota; Metazoa; Chordata; Mammalia; Rodentia; Octodontidae
Gene: Cnfn
Product: cornifelin
Exons: 5
Coding region: 249-626 (125 amino acids)
Cellular component (GO): cornified envelope
Source: RefSeq, a predicted model, not a curated record
GCUGUGUGGCACUACCCAUAUAAGAAGCUCCCAGCCUGUGACAGGGAACCCAGUGCUGGUGUCACCUACAUCCCUGUCUCCAUCACUGCAUCUCCAGCUGAAGCUCCCUUCCCCUGAGAGCCACCCCCCAGUCCCCAGUCCCCUGCCCUCCCCUUCCCCGUCUCCUGCAUCUCCUGGACAGACCUCACCGCUGUUGCUGCAGUCACCUCUGCAUCCAUCCACACCGCAGCCUCCUCAGGGCCGGCAAAAUGCAGUUUGAGAUGCACGACAACAACGUGAAAGGCAAAGCUAUGUCCUACCCAGUGACCACGCAGCCCCAGUGUGCCAGCACCUGCUACCAGACCCAGCUCAGUGACUGGCACACGGGUCUCACUGACUGCUGCAAUGACAUGCCUGUCUGUCUGUGCGGCACUUUCGCUCCCCUGUGCCUCGCCUGCCGCAUCUCCGACGACUUCGGCGAGUGCUGCUGCGCGCCCUACUUGCCCGGAGGCCUGCACUCCCUGCGCACUGGCAUGCGCGAGCGCUACCACAUCCAGGGCUCCGUCGGGCACGACUGGGCGACCCUCACCUUUUGUCUGCCCUGCGCCCUCUGUCAGAUGGCGCGGGAGCUGAAGAUCCGAGGGUAACGACGUUCCCGCCUCCCUCCCCCUUAGCCACUAGUCAGGCCUGGCCU